Molecule: messenger RNA, 336 nt
Organism: Besnoitia besnoiti
Lineage: Eukaryota; Apicomplexa; Conoidasida; Eucoccidiorida; Sarcocystidae
Exons: 3
Coding region: 1-336 (111 amino acids)
Source: RefSeq, a predicted model, not a curated record
AUGUUGUUCCGCUCCAAUUGGCUGUCGGCGAUCACCUACAAGAUGCGCGUGCCUUAUGGUGUCAAGCAGAGCGACACCUACCGGCAAGCGAAGAAGCAGACGAAGCUCGCUUCGAAAAACGCGCGGAAGAUGAAGGAGAGCAAGGGCUUACUGUUGGAAGGCAAGAAGAGCUCGAUGUAUAUGAAUAUGAUGCAGAAUACAGGCAUCGCGUGGUACCGCAGUCUGCAAGUAUGCAAGCACCUCGAGAUGCACUGGCGAGCUCCCACGCCGCCGGUUACCGCUCGCCUGCGGGAGCGCGUCGCCCAGGCCGUCGCCGUCGUCAAGCAGGGGCGAUAA